This is a messenger RNA of Pseudoliparis swirei, 3523 nucleotides long. RefSeq names its product delta-like protein A. The transcript is spliced from 11 exons. The coding region runs from base 371 to 2554 and encodes 727 amino acids. Gene Ontology annotation, biological process: heterophilic cell-cell adhesion; Notch signaling pathway; establishment or maintenance of epithelial cell apical/basal polarity. Gene Ontology annotation, cellular component: protein-containing complex; plasma membrane. Lineage: Eukaryota; Metazoa; Chordata; Actinopteri; Perciformes; Liparidae. Gene Ontology annotation, molecular function: calcium ion binding. The record is from RefSeq and is a predicted model, not a curated record.
ACACACACACACACACACACACACGGGGAGGAGACCCUUCCUCACGUUGGUCACUUUCCCAACAAACAAAAACAAAACAAGGAACUCAUCUUUUUAUUUUAUUCUCUCUGGAUUAACGGAACCGGAACCGGGGGACUUUUCUUUUUCUUUUGAAGCUCACACUUGUUUUUCCAAAGGUUUUGGGAUUUAUCCUCUUUUUGUGGUUGUUUUGCUCCUCUGGACAUGGAGGAGAGCAGCUGACCGGGAGGAGGAGGAGGAGGAGGAGGAGGAAGAGGAGGAGAGACCCCCCCCCCCCCCCGCGAGGCGACAGGAACGUGCUCGAUGCCUCAGAGGGGCUGAAGGACUGCACUCUAUUUAUUUAUUAUUAUUUAUGAUGUAUUUAUUGAGCCCGGGUCGCGCGCUGCUGCUGACGGUGGCCGUCACGUCCACGCUGCUGUGCCAGGGUUUGUGUUCGGGUGUCUUCGAGCUGAAGCUGCAGGAGUUCCUGAACAAGAAGGGGGUGCAGGGCAACCGGAACUGCUGCCGCGGGCCCCCCGGGGCCCCCGCGCCCUCCUUCACGCAGCAGUGCGAGUGCCAGACGUUCUUCCGCAUCUGCCUGAAGCACUACCAGCCCAACGCGUCGCCGGAGCCGCCUUGCACGUACGGCGGCGCCGUGACGCCGGUGCUCGGCUCCAACUCGUUCCAGGUGCCCGACGCGCUCCCGGAGAGCGCGUUCACGAACCCGGUCCGGAUCAACUUCGGCUUCACGUGGCCGGGGACCUUCUCGCUGAUCAUCGAGGCUCUGCACACCGACUCCAAAGACGACCUCUCCACAGAGAACCCGGACCGGGUCGUGAGCACCAUGACGACGCAGCGCCACCUGACGGUGGGCGACGAGUGGUCCCAGGACCUGCACACCGGCGGCCACACGGAGCUCCGGUACUCGUACCGGUUCGUGUGCGACGAGCACUACUACGGGGACGGCUGCUCGGUGUUCUGCCGCCCGCGCGACGACGCGUUCGGCCACUUCAACUGCGGCGAGCGCGGCGAGAUCGUGUGCGACGCGGGCUGGAAGGGCCAGUACUGCACUGAAUCGAUCUGUCUGCCCGGCUGUGAUGACGAACACGGCUUCUGUGAGAAACCCGGAGAGUGCAAGUGCCGCGUGGGCUUCAAAGGGCGCUACUGCGACGAGUGCAUCCGCUACCCGGGCUGCCUCCACGGGACCUGCCAGCAGCCAUGGCAGUGCACCUGCCAGGAGGGCUGGGGGGGGCUGUUCUGUAACCAAGACCUGAACUACUGCACCCACCACCGGCCGUGCCUCCACGGCGCCACCUGCAGCAACACGGGUCAGGGCAGCUACACCUGCAGCUGCCGGCCCGGCUUCAGCGGCGCCGGCUGCGAGGUGCCGGUCAGCGCCUGCAGCGGGAACCCGUGUCGCAACGGGGGGAGCUGCGCCGACCUGGAGAACUCGUUCACGUGCUCCUGCCCGCACGGUUUCUACGGCAACCGCUGCGAGCUGAGCGCCACGACGUGCGCCGACGGGCCGUGCGCCAACGGCGGCCGCUGCGCCGACAACGCCGACGGCGGCUACUUCUGCCGCUGCCCGGCGGGCUACGCCGGCUUCACCUGCGAGAAGAAGAUCGACCACUGCUCCUCGGCGCCGUGCUCCAACGGCGCCCGCUGCGUGGACCUCGUCAACUCGUACCUGUGCCAGUGUCCCGACGGCUUCACCGGCGCCGACUGCGACCACGCCGAGUGCUCCGCCUCCCCGUGCCAGAACGGCGCCACGUGCCAGGAGGGCCCGGACGGCUACGCCUGCAGCUGCCCGCCGGGCUACGCCGGCCGCAACUGCAGCUCGCCGACCGGCCGCUGCGAACACAACCCGUGCCACAACGGCGCCACGUGCCACGAGCGGAGCGGCCGCUACGCGUGCGCCUGCGUCCCCGGCUACGGCGGCAGGAACUGCCAGUUCCUGCUGCCGGAGCACGCCGCCGUCCGCGGGUCCGCGGUGCCGUGGAUGGCGGUGGGCUCCGGCGUGGCGCUGGUGCUGCUGCUGCUGGCGGGCUGCGCCGUGCUCGUCGGGUUUUUCCGAUCGAAAGCUCAGCGCGGCGGAGCGCCGGACGCCGCCGGCGACGGCGAGACGAUAAACAACCUGACUAAUAACUGCCACCGCGGCGGCGGCGGGGACUCGGCGCUCGUCGCCGUGGCGUUGCCGACGCCGGGCGUGAAAAACAUCAACAAGAAGAUGGACUUCUGCGGCGGCGGCGGCCCCGAUGAAGGGCCCCCGCCGGGCAGGAGCAGCUACAAGCCCCGCCUCCCGCCCGCGGACUACAACCUCGUCCACGAGCUGAACCAGGAGCAGGCGGCCAAGGAGGCGCUGCUGGAGGCCGCGCGCCACGACCAGUGCCACGCCGCCGACGCCUUCGAGUUCGAGGAGCAGCGCGGCAAACGAUUAAAAUGCGAGCCGGCGGAGAUGAACGCCCCAGAACUGUCUGCAUGUGCGGACACAAAGUACAAAUCUGUGUUUGUGAUGUCGGAGGAGAAGGACGAAUGUAUAAUCGCAACUGAGGUGUAACGGCCCGUUGCCCACCUUGCUGUAUGGAGAGUUGUUAUGCUCCUUCAGAUGCUGCUCUCGCCCCGGGGGGGCGGGGCCCCGCGGAGCCCCGCCCCCAGACUGCUGCUGACACUGAGACGUUUAACUGAUAUUCAGACUGAGCUGGUUCUCUACUGGACAAGGAGGAGGGAGGCGCGGCGGCGUGAGGAACCGGCGGCUUGAAACAAUAAUAAUAAUAAUAAAAAGGAGGGCUGGAAGUAAACGGCCGCUUAGCGUUUGACCGUUCCUUCGUUUCCGAGAGGGGGAACAUAAAUAUAAAUAAAUACUCGUCUCUCUGUGUUUUGUUUUUGGGGGUUUAGUUCUUUGCAACAUUUGCACCGGGCCUCUCUCCGGGCCUCCCCCCCGCACGCCGUGCAUCAGACGGUGGAUGUUUGGCCAUACUGGCCUGUCCCGGGGCGCCCCCCCUGUGAGGCGUGACCCUGUCGACCCCCGCUCCAAACCAUUAUGACAUAGUAUUGUUCUUCAUAUCUUUUAUUUUUGUAAUACUUUUUAUAUGCUUUUCUACUUUUACUUUUUUUGGGGGGACCGGAAAACUUUUUUUGUCUUAAUUAAAUAAAAUAACAAAAAAAUGAUGCUUUUAAAAAAAUAAAUGAAAUACAGAUUGUGAUUUUUGUAAAAUAAAGAAAUAAUGAAAGAACAAAACAAAAAAUUCAAAUAUGAUUUAAUUUAAGUUAAUUUAAUAAUUUUGUGUUAUUUUUAUUUUGUAAUGUAUGUUUGUGAUGUUUGUUGACGAUUAUUUAAGCUUGUUUUUCUUUAUAAUAAUAAUAAUAAAAGAUGAUAUUUGCAAAGGCACUUAAGGUCAACGGGACUUUGUUCGAAGGAAUGUUAUUUAAGGGAUCGUACUGUACACAUUGUUACGCUGCCGUCUCCUUUGCUGUUCCAGGAAUUAGCCACGACUAUUUUUCCAAAUAAAUAUUGCUAAAUGUGAAA